Molecule: messenger RNA, 8586 nt
Organism: Gigantopelta aegis
Lineage: Eukaryota; Metazoa; Mollusca; Gastropoda; Neomphalida; Peltospiridae
Exons: 3
Coding region: 592-6684 (2030 amino acids)
Source: RefSeq, a predicted model, not a curated record
CUUUUAAGAUAAUAAUAAUAAUAAUAAUAAUAUUUAUCAUGGAUGACAAACUUCGUAUGACGUGUAGAGUCAAUACACAAUUGUAGAAGGGCGAGACACAGCGUGGGGCAACGGAAACUGGCGACCUUAAGAUCCCGGCAGCAGCAUGGUAUGUGCUCCAACACUAUAAUGGUCGUGUACGGUCGUAUAGUGGAGAUUUACUGCGCUGAAUAUGACACAGUUUACUGCCUCCGAGGACCUGUCUAUACGUUAUGGUUAAAUACACACUUGGCCGGCUUUCCCGAUCAGUUGACAUUCUUUCAGCGAUAACAGGUCUAACUGGAGAUGCAAACGUGUAGGCAACGGAAUGGCUAAUGAAGGAUACAGAUAAAUUGUUGAUUUGGAUAAUACAGCUUCCUGACAUUUCGCACUGUUGAUGGAAUACUCAACCACAUAAACGCUUCACUAGUUAAAAUAAGCAUUUGUGCGUUUCGCAUCACCAGUCUUGCUGUUAACCAAAGACAAAACAUGAACGUGUUACACUAAAGUUGAUGCAAUUCAAUUUUCUUAAAUGUAGAGCCACAAAUUGUUUAUAAAAAAAGAUUCGCCAGAAUGAAUAUAAACAGGUCAAGUAGCAGUUCGUGGCCUGCUUUGCAGGCUAAGGUUCUGUCGGAAAUCAAACAGCAUCCCAAGAAAGACUCCAGUUCCAUAGUCAGAGCCAUGGACAUGGAACGUCAGCCCAAAAUGAUAUUUGUUUCUCAUGACCUUCGAGAGAGCUUAAAGAAAAAACUCAGCGAGUCCGUUAAAUCUGGCGCUCGUGUUCCACGGAUUGUUAAUUUACAUCGAAGUCAGUCAUUGAAUAUUACCUCGAAUGGAAGGGUACCAGUGAAGAAGAAGAAUUUUCAAGCCACUGGGAACGUCUCUGCUAUUUCAAAGUCUUCUCCAAUUCCAGAAAAUGAUUCGGCCACAGAUUCGGCUAGUUUAUCAAAAGGUGACAACGAUAACACCCCUGAACUGUUGACUGUUACACGGAAACAAGAAAGCGGCGUGACUGAACACAUUUACCGGUCUGGUAAUGAAGGCGCGAAUGAUUCAGAAGAAAACGUCCCUUCAAGGGCAUUCCUUCCACCAGAUAAUUCUCACCUCUCGAUGACUCCCCCAGAUGCGCCACUGAGAACAUCGUCGGUUAAAAAACGCAGUUCGUCUAGCUUGUACUCCUCUCAGAGAUCCCGAACACCCUCGCCUCCUGCCAAAAAGGAGUCGAGUGGUAGCUUAGAAGCCCAGCCGAACCUUACUAACGGGUUCUCGACACCACCAAAAGCACCGCCGGCACCGCCGGCACCGCCGGCACCGCCUCCACCCCCAGUAACAUUCAGGGAUAUGGAAUUCGAUAUUUCGAGCGAUUUUAACGAAUCGGCAGACGAGACCCUAAAAUAUUUCAACAGAACUGUAGGAGGGGAAACCACGUUCAGUUCUGAUAACAGCCAGGAAGCGCGCACUUUAUCUCUACCACAAGAAGAUUACCUCCAAACGUACAAUUACGAAUCAUCCAAGGGAAAUAACUCGGGUGACCGUACUGACAAAAAAUCCAAGAAAAAGAUAACCAAAUGGUCGGACAAACCGAAAACGGUUAGAGCAAGCAUAAAACCGGGAUCGGUGGAAGAGCUGAAGAAAAUAUUCAUAAGACUGGGAGAAGAAAAUUUCAAACCUUCCAUAAUAAAAAAGAAUUACGAAUACUUUAUGCACGUACAGCGCCAGGAUUGUACGGGACGUGCAGAUGUAACGAACAUAUUUCCUACACAGGGUUAUGACGAAGACCACCCAAAGUCCGAGAUUACAUCAAAACAAUUUGCCAAAAAGUAUCAGCAAAACUGGACAGAAGAUGAAAUAGUGGCGCCGAGUAAUACACAACAGAAACAGAGCAGCACUUUGGAAAAGGAUCGUGCCCUGAACGAACCUACUGGGAUUGCUAUUGAAUUCGUCACAAAAGACGUAGGUGCAGAGCAGAGAGAUAUGGGUCAUAACUCCACUGUUGAGAAGAGAAAUAGCUCAGACGGGCGUACACAGGUGCAAGUAGAAAGAAACUUUGAAGAUGAAAAUACAAGUUACCAAGUUGACAUUAACGAAUGGGCAGCUCUGGGUAACUCUCUCAUUAAAAGUAACGAGGAGUCUGUUCAGACAAACAAGCAAAGAAACAGCGGCGGGGAGGCAGUUACAAGAAAUAUUUUGAUUGAUAGCAACAUGAAUCUGAAACCAGACGAACAACUUGACAGGGACGGCGGGUAUCACGUGACAACGUAUGAAAUGUCGUCUGCUGCAGUUGAAUCGUACACAUUCGACAGUGAACAACGUACAUCUGAGGCACCGCGGGGCACAUCGCCGGUGACAGUGCAGUCAGAAUCAAAAUUCACCCAACAAACGCUGUCUUCUGAACGUUUCAAUUCAAACACUGGAAACGACGAGUAUUCGGCUGAAAAUUUCGAAAUCUCCAGUUCAGAGAGACCAAAUAUCAACGUAGAUUCAGAACGCAUUGAACGCGAACCAGAAUUGGAUAUAAGUAGUUCUGAAAUAGAAAAACAAAAGAUGACGGCAACCGUUGAUAUGGCGUCUUUUGACAGUUACGGUAUCCCAAGCAUAAACAGCUCCUCUAGCCGUUACUCGACCGUGACGUCUGACAAUGACAAGCAUGAGAAGGUUUACGUUGUGCAGGAUAACGUGGGAGAUUUGUAUGUCGUGGAAGACAUCACCGACAAGACGAGAGAAACAACAACAAUCCGACACCCCGGACAAGUGAUAGAAUCCACGGAAAACGAGUCAGUUCGGACGUUAAACACCACCGACAGCAGCAUUCGCAGUUUCGACUUCGCCGGCGAUGCGGGGACUGUUUGCGUGGAAACGGGAGUAGAACGCGGCAAAGCGAGAGAAGUGAUCUCCACUCUGUUCGGUGACAUUUCGGACAAUAAGGGCCUGUCUUUCACAGAAUACCCCAACGAUUCACUGCAUCAAGAAAACGUUGACCUUGGUCGCUCGCUGACAGUGACAGCCUCGGAUCUGAAUUCGAGUAAUGCGAGUGGACAAAAAGAGAUUUACAAAAGCGGGACGGAACAGAAAGACGACGUGUUGCACGAAGACACUUAUGAAAAAACGGUGUUGAAUAUCGUUACCGAUAACUCGAACAAACCCCUGUGGACGGAAACAACGACAGACACACAGACAUGCGCCUGGUUGGAAAACAACCGUGGCUAUGAACGCGGUGGUGGUGGGAAAACGUACGUCACCACGGCUACGUUUGGCGACAGAAUGCCAGCAAUAACCUCAGACAGUGUUGUCAUCCCUGAACCAGAUUAUUACCCAAAAGAAAUGACAUCGUCUGGCACCUAUUCCACGGAAGUGGAGCAGCAGAACGAAAACAGCUCGCUAAGCUUAGUUCCGCUGUCUUCGAGCUACGGCACCGUGGCAGUACACAACGAACCAGUGACGUCACAGCAGACCGAGCAGACGUCGAUUGCCUCUGGAGAAAUCAACGAAAGCCAAACGGAAUCGGAGAUCACGAUCACGACACGAACGACGGCUGUUGUGGGCGAGCUGGUCGAUAUGCAUAUCGGAAUUCCACCGGACCUCCAGUCCAGUCUGAAGGACAUCAGCUCGACCACGAGCUCGGACCACAGUCCCAGGAGGAGCAGCUCCAUCAUCAGACUUAGAACCAAAUCUCCGGAGUCGACAUCGCCGAGGAGUGGUGGUUCGCUAAACAACUCGCGAACACGGGUCUCGGAUAUAACCGAAACGACCGAGUACAUACGAGACAGAAGUCGAAGUCCAGAUCGUCGCAGUCCCCGGAGAAACAGCGGAAUAAUAACGGCUAACAGUGGAAGUUAUAACCUGUCUAGUCCCGAACGGAUAAGGUCAUACCCCGAUAAGCAGACGAUAGAACUUGUAAAUGGUUUUGAUGAUGGAGACGACGGCGGCCAAAAGUACCGAAUUGUAACUAGCAAGAGAGAAUACGACACCGAUAGAGAUUCUUCGUACAGAAAGGAUCAUUAUUACGAAGAAUAUUUGUCUAAAAGUCCACAAGAACCAAAACACAGAAGAUCAUCUCCCACGCAUGUUUAUUAUACCUCUGGCGAUCCUUCCCUGUCGACUGUGAAACCAGACCGGUACCACGGUGAAACCGACAGCCAGUACAGCUCUAAGGGUACAUCCAGUGGAGUCCCAUCCAUAGGAGACGACCAGCCUCAGUACAGAGUCAGUCACAUAGAACUGUCGCCCCCUGGUAGAGAGCCUCAUCGAAAAACGUACAGAGAAAUAGAAAGCACAGAGCGAGACGCCGAUUAUUACACAGUGAACAGGAUAGAUACUGGCGGUGAUCUGUGGCGAGUCAAUAGCACGGCGAGGCCCGAUGCGCAGUUGCCAAACACUUCAACCACAAAAGUUUUUGUCGAGCGGCUGGAUGGGAGGCCGGUCCAUCCUAAAACAACGUACAAGAUCGUGAGGAGUCUGUCGGACGAGAGACUGGACGUCAGGAAGAAAAGACUGAGCAGCGGGUUCAAAUCCGGGAGCCAGUCAGACUCGGAGGACGAAGGGCGCCGCGUGUACAAGACUGUAAAGACUUUUCAAAUCGGUAAAUCGCAGGGGAGACCACGACGACAAAGACGUGGGUCACAGGGUUCGUCUCACUCGGAUACAGACGGCGACGACCGCGGUACUCAUCGCUACAGGGUUUCCAACAUCGACGAAAACACAUUGUUGGAAAAGGAGUGGAAGAGACGGGUGCCAGACGACGGCAAGAAGCACGUGUACAGAGUUGUCAGCCCCUCCCCGUCGAGCAGACGAGAGCCAAGGGCAGCGCGUGAAGAUCGGGAUGAUUCUCGAAUAUACAGAAUCGGCAGAAAGGAGCCAGUGCAGCCGCCGCCGAAAAAGAACCCGUUAAUCUCCAGCAAGAAAAUUUUCCACGAAACUAGCACCAACUACCACACGAAGUCAACGCCAUCUCAUUUCGAUUCGGGCUAUUUCGAUGAUAACCAGUACUGGUCAAAAUCGCCCUCACACCGGAACGUCUUAGAGAUCGACCCGAAACCUCGGAGGUCGAGGUCCUUUGAUGCGAACACUAACGAUUCCCUGUACAGAGUGGUUAAUGUCGAGUCACGGGAUAAUCGGACACCCGACGCCAUGAGACGUGUUCGACGACGCAGUCCCAACAGGUUUAGAAGCGGAAGUCUGUCAUCCGACUCCGAUGAAGACAACAGAGGUAAAUAUUACAUAACCUCGCCCAAGCACGAACGAAAAUCUCCGAUCCGUGAAAGCCACGAACCCAGACGGAGACCGACGAAGGAGAAGAACAUAUACUAUGUGCACCGAACACCUUCUCCCGAAAACGUGAAUCUGAAGCGAGUGCGUUCUCUUUCGCCGGAACGAAAAUUCCGAAUUUCGAACCACACGAACGACGAAUCCGAUUUACAGUUUGUGACGUCAUCACCAUCCUCAUCGCCUAGGAAUUAUGUUGUUUACAACGACAGCUCAGCAGAACCCGUACGUCGAUCUCGAUCGCCGAAAGUGACAGACUCCCAGACGUACCGGACAGAAAAGACUAUCGUUCUGCAGCCGUCCCGCAACAUGUCGCCGAGACUGCAACACAAGGGCGUGAGGUACUUCACGCAAAACGGCGUGUCUAUGGACCAGACCAUUGAUUCGGGAACUGGCACCGAAAUAGCUAGCUCCGAUAACGAAGGAAACGGCGAAACGAUUCACCAGCGAAUGUACGAGCGUGUGGAAGAGAUCUACGAAGUUCGAAAAGAACCACAGUACGUGGAUCUAGUCGAAGAUGUGGACGGCAGUCUCAAGGUUCAGAGAGGGAAAAUACUAAUUCAAAACCAAAUGGACCCCAACAAGGACGAUGAUGACUUUGAUGACAAUAUCAACGUGUUUGACAAUUCAUUUCACCUGCAGAAGGAUAAUCCUCUGUACCAAAGUGAUCCAGACAUCUACAAGUCGAAAGAGGAUUACGACAACCAAGACGCUUUUCAGCAGGAAGUGACGCAAGAUAUUACUUUCGACACAGUGAACAAAAUUGCACAGGCUCACAGUAGAAAACAAGAAGUGGUGCCACAGACUUCAGAGAAGUCGAAUCUGUCGACGUUGCUGCUGUCUCGAUUGGCCAACAUCGAUUCGAAGGACAUCCGCCAGACGAUCAACGUGGAACACCACAACGAAGAGAUCUACGGCGACAUCGAGUUCAUACACGCGGGCGGAGAGCGCACCGGGUCCGCCAACACCACCAACUUCGACGCCGUCAACGAGAACGUCGGCUUGACAUUGAGAGACGGCAAAGCGUUUGUCACCAUAAAAGUUGUCGCCGAGCGAAUUGUUCCAAUUGACUACGAGUUUAACGUCUGGAGGAAAAGUUCCGCCAUUGUUACGCGCCAAAUCGAAAUCGAUCUGCUGGCAAACGAACAGCGCAGUCGACUGUAUCAUCACGUGAUGGAAAACGCGGGACUGCAGGGCGCCAUUACGGGUUCGUUUGGGCCGGAGAUUCCUCCUCGUUUUCGAGAGGAACGUGAAAAGACUCUAAGCAGUCUGGAGACUCUGAAGUUGUUUUCUCAGAUCCUCAACGUGGCUGAAGGUCAAACUGACAAUGAUGAGGCAGAGUUCUACACGCGGCAAGAACAAGGGCAAAUCGCCUCGUCUUCCGCUUUCGAUAUUCUGUACUAACCAUGUAGGAAACCCAUGUCAUAUUACGUAACUACCCAAAAGGAUGUCACAUCUGUAAGAUAAAGGAACGUAAUGGUAUCUGUAUUAAUAUAAAAACAAGUUAUCAGUGGUGAAUCCGAGAUAUUUGCAAAGGAGGCGCCUUGGUAGAUUUGCCAGUUUACUGAAGGAAGCUCUAUUUUUGGUUGGAACAUUUUCACAGAACUAAUAGGGAAGAAUACCGGGUGCUUCCCCAGAACUACCAGUGGUUAUGUUAUAUGCAUCAUUAUGACCCAUUGUCUGGGGUUGUUUUAACACGAACUUCAAGUUCUGUUCCUUCAUAUGCUGAAUCCUGCUUAUGAAACUUUAACCCUAGAGUCUGGUCUCCAACUGCUUCCGAACACAGUAGCAUAUUGGGUGAAGGCAGCAGGUUUUUCUUCCAAUUGUCUAACACUCAUAAUUACCACACAUUUGAUACCCGAUUAAAUACUAUGCUGAUGUAUCGUUACACAAACAUUCCUUUCCUUUCCUUCCUUGUAACUUGCAUGACAGUUAAAGCAUGUGACAGAAAAAAUGGAGUUCCUUUCCUGAUUAGCAGAUAUUAUAUGGCAUGAAGACAAUUAGUCUGUUGUUUAUUGUUAUACCUCAUGUUGGUGUUUUAUAUGGAAACAUCACUAGCUAAGGUAAAUUAUGCUUCCGUUACUUAAAAAAACAUACAAAAUGGUGCUAUAUCACAGAUGAAUGUAUGUAUAUUUUGUUAAACAGACAUUGCUUGUCUAGAUUUUUGUUUCAUGUUUGUUGUAAUGUACGUAUGCGUGAUCAAUGCCGUUAUUACAUCUUCACACCAAAAAAAAAACAAUACUGUUAUUUUACUAUCAAAAUGAGGGCAAGACAGAUCAAAAAUUAAUUUCAAAGAUGUUAAACUAAAUUAUCCAAAGAGCAGUUAAACUUAAAUUUCACUUUCGUCAAGAGAACCUAAUCCGGUCAUGUUAAUGUUUAUAUCAUUUCAUGUAAUACGUGUAGCAUCUUCUAAUUUUGAUACCUCCAAUCCAUCUUUUCAACCUGUAUGCUAUAUAUGAGGGUGUAGUUAAGUUCUGAACAUCAUUAAAUCUGACAUCAUGAUGAAGACGUAACACUGAUUCAACAUCUAUGUUUGUUGUUAUUAAGUGAAGACAGUUUGCGGGGACUAAAAUAAAUAGCAUGUCUUCUAUUCAAAGUUCGUCUAAGGUGCAGCUUCAUCCACAUAUUUUCCACUUAGCACCAGGACACGGGAACCUUGUUUUGUAUGAUGUUCUCCGCGGUAACACCCAUGACCCAUUGCACAUAAUGAUGGCUCACUCGUUUGUAUCGUAAAGAUUCCUCCCAAUUAUGUUUUACGGGCAUACGUUGUGUACAGUCUGAGGCAUGUUUACACAGCACAUGCAAUGCGAUAUAAAUUGGUAGCGUCAUUUCCUCGUGACUUGGAUACAAAUCCCGGGUUACGUUGCAUGUGGUCAAACAAGUAUUCUGAUCCUUGUGUGUAUGUUCUCGAAGGCGAGGGCCUGCGACUUCUCGCAAGACUGGUUUUUGCACCUAAUGCUGAAAGAAUGUGAGAGGAUGGGAUGGAAAUCAGUCAAAUUGUUCGCUAGCGUUCGUCUAUCUGAACACGCCUUUUGUGUGGGUGACUCGAGAUAACCGCGUCUUUUGAAAGACACUGCACUAUUACUGAACUUGGCCUUGCGUUCUACCACUUGAUACGUUUUCCACAAAUAGGACAUCACAACCCUCGAUGUUAAAAUAUACCAGCCUUAAAAUACUGUUUUACAUUUUUAAAAAAUCGUUUUAAAAGUGGUAUUGCUUUGUUGAUUUUGCACUUAUCGAAUUUUCAUUUCAACAGAAAGCUAAUAUCGUUUUUGAAUUGUAACCAAUAAAAUAUUGUACAAUGUU